Molecule: messenger RNA, 864 nt
Organism: Paramecium tetraurelia
Lineage: Eukaryota; Ciliophora; Oligohymenophorea; Peniculida; Parameciidae
Exons: 1
Source: RefSeq, a predicted model, not a curated record
CAAUAACCAAGAAUGAGCACUCCAAACCAUAUUUGUCUUAUCUUCAGUUACGUCUAUGACAAGAUAAGCAAGAUUCAUCCUAACAAUGUCACAGAGAGUUUGCGUUCGAUUUAGAAUAACCUGGAGCAAAUUCUUGAAUAAAUGGAUGAAGUGACUUAGAAUCUUACCUAUUCAAAUUUAAGGAUAUUAUUUGAUUGGGCAAAGGAUUGCUAAUCACUGUUGAAUAACAAUGUAUUCUACAAUUAAGAUUACUCUGAGUUGAUGUAUAAAAUCAACUAAAAUUUACUUGAACUAUUUUAAUAACUACAUAAUGCUAUUGACAGAAACUUUGUGAUACCACAAUCAACGAUGUGUAUUACUAAUGAAUUAGGCAAUAUCAUCACACACGAAGAUAAUUUUUUUGAAAUAAUGGGAUCCUCAAAUUUAGUGAAUUUUGCUUAGUUUAUCGAUGUAUAUGCCAUACCUAACUUUACUUUAAGUUCAGAGAACAUCGACAAUGCCUAAGCAACAUUCUAUAAACUCAAUUACCAUGCUUUAGAAAGAGUGUUUACAUCAGACAAUACUUUAAUUUAAAUAAAAUAAAAUGUAUCUUAGCAAAGGGAAUAAUUCUUCUAGAGAUUCCAAUUGAAUAUCUCAAUUGGAAAUUUUGAAUUCACUAAAUAUGAUGAUUAGAAUUAAUUUUUUUUUUAUGACCCCCUAUAUGCUUUGAAUGAAGACAAUAUCAAGAAGUUACUUAUAGUUUAAUUUGUGGCACUAAACUAUUAACAAUCAAUAUAAUUAGAUGAAUUUGUUCAGUCUGCUAAAUUUGCUGAUUGCAUUGAAAGAUUUUAUUAGAAAUUAAUCAGUGCAGUAUAAGAUGAAUGA